AUGCGUCUGACUAUUGCUGCGUUGGUGCUUGCGACCAGCAUUUUCGGCGCCUGUUGUGGGCAUUCGCCUUCUGCCGGCUACUUCCCCGACCACCUCCACAUCGAGCCGGGUGUCGUCGCCGAGUCCGCGAUCAUCGUGGGGCUCGUCGUUUGCCUCUACGGCUUCCGACUGCUGCGCGCGAUGGUCUUCGCGUGCGGGUUCCUCGUGUGCGGGUUGUUGGUGUCGGCGGCGCUCGAGAACACGUUCGGCUUGAAGGCGUGGGUGCUCGCAGCUUCGUGGAUCGGCUUCGUCGUCGUUGGCAUCGCUGGCGGCUGCGUCGCGUUGGCCUUCUUCCCCUUGGGCGUGUUCCUGGUGGGGUCUAUGCUGGCAUACGCGUUUACAGCGUCGCUUCCCUAUCGCAUGAUGUCGGGGGACACCAGUGCAGUGCUGGACGGGGCCGUUGUCCUGCUUGGAGGCAUUCUCUCGUGGCUACUGGUGCGGCCGUUUGCCAUCGUCGCUAGUAGUCUCAUAGGCUCCAUGAUGGCAGUGCGGGGUGUCGGCUACUUUGCUGGCAAGUAUCCCAGCAACGACCUUGAGCACUUUCGUGAUCACGCCCGCGGCAGGUUCUGGUUGUCCGCAGUUCCAGGCAUGUGGUGGGUGUAUCUGAUGGCGAUAGUAGCGCUGUUCGUGCUUGGAAUGGUCAAACAGUGCCGCGAUGUGGGGAAAUCGCGCAGCUCUAGCCACAUUGGCCUGUACACCGGCUGGCGAUCGAGCCCAAACACGUUGAUCCCUUGA
Messenger RNA from Phytophthora sojae, 774 nucleotides. RefSeq lists its product as hypothetical. The record is from RefSeq and is a predicted model, not a curated record. The transcript has a single exon. NCBI's taxonomy places the organism in Eukaryota, Oomycota, Peronosporomycetes, Peronosporales, Peronosporaceae. The coding region runs from base 1 to 774 and encodes 257 amino acids. Gene Ontology annotation, cellular component: plasma membrane.